CAAGCUUUUUCAGCACAGAAUAGGAGGUGCCCAGCUCUCGCCUGACUUCUCCCGCAGCAGAUGUUCCAUGCCAGGCCACAGCUGCGAGGCGGUGAUGGGGCAGCGAUGGAAGUCCUUUUUGAUCCCAUCUAAUGCCCAGGCUGAAGGAAUCUCGCUCCCACGAGUCACUGCUCAGUCCAAGUAGCGCUGUGGAGGCCCUGGAUCUCAGCAUGGAGGAAGAAGUGGUCAUUAAGCCUGUUCAUAGCAGCAUCCUGGGGCAGGAUUUCUGCUUCGAGGUGACGACGUCGUCCGGGAGCAAAUGCUUUUCCUGCCGCUCUGCAGCAGAGCGGGACAAGUGGAUGGAGAAUCUGCGCCGUGCUGUGCACCCGAACAAGGACAACAGCCGGCGGGUGGAGAAUAUGCUCAAGGUGUGGAUUAUCGAAGCCAAAGACUUGCCGGCCAAGAAGAAGUACCUGUGCGAACUCUGCCUGGAUGAGGUCCUCUACGCACGGACCACAUGCAAGUUGAAAACUGACAAUGUCUUCUGGGGGGAGCACUUUGAGUUCAACAACCUUCCAUCCCUGAGGGGCAUCACAGUCCACCUGUACAAGGAGACCGACAAGAAGAAGAAGAAGGACAAGACCAACUUCAUUGGGCUGGUCAGCAUCCCAGCGGGCUCCGUCACGGGCCGGCAGUUUGUGGAGAAGUGGUACCCGGUGGUGACACCCAACCCCAGCAAGGGCAAGUCUGGGGGCCCCAUGAUCCGCAUCAAGUCGCGCUACCAAAGCAUGAGCAUUCUCCCCAUGGAAAUGUACAAGGAGUUUGCUGAGUACAUCACCAACAACUACAUGGUCCUCUGCUCAGUUCUGGAGCCAGUUCUGAGUGUGAAGAACAAGGAGGAGAUGGCCUCAGCCCUCGUCCACAUCCUGCAGAGCACAGGGAAGGCCAAGGAUUUCUUGACGGACCUCAUGAUGUCCGAGGUGGACCGAUGUGGCGAAAAUGAGCACCUUAUUUUCCGAGAGAACACCCUCGCCACGAAAGCGAUCGAGGAGUACCUGAAGCUGGUGGGGCAGAAGUACUUGCAAGAUGCCUUAGGCGAGUUCAUCAAGGCACUGUACGAAUCGGACGAAAACUGUGAGGUGGAUCCCAGCAAGUGCUCCUCCUCAGACCUCCCAGAGCAUCAGAGCAACCUGAAGAUGUGCUGUGAGCUGGCCUUCUGCAAGAUUAUCAACUCGUACUGUGUCUUCCCGAGAGAGCUGAAGGAGGUCUUCGCCUCGUGGCGCCAGGAGUGUAGCAGCCGCGGCCGCCCAGACAUCAGUGAGCGCCUGAUCAGCGCCUCGCUGUUCCUCCGCUUCCUCUGCCCGGCCAUCAUGUCGCCCUCCCUCUUCAGCCUCCUCCAGGAGUAUCCCGAUGACCGCACAGCCCGCACCCUGACCCUGAUCGCCAAGGUCACGCAGAACCUGGCCAACUUUGCAAAGUUUGGCAGCAAAGAAGAAUACAUGUCCUUCAUGAACCAGUUCCUGGAGCACGAGUGGACCAACAUGCAGCGGUUCCUGUUGGAGAUCUCCAACCCAGAGACUCUAUCCAACACGGCCGGUUUCGAAGGGUACAUUGACCUGGGCCGUGAACUCUCCACCUUACACUCUCUGCUCUGGGAGGUUGUGAUUCAGCUGGACCAGAGCACAGCAACAAAGCUUGGACCCUUGCCACGCAUUCUGAGGGACGUCAAUUCGGCCCUCAGCAACCCGUCCUGUGUGCAAGUCUCCGUCACAGCAGAUCAUGCUGCCUCGACGCCCAACGCUAGCAACAGCAUAUCUGUGGGGCUGCAGAAGAUGGUGAUCGAGAACGACUUAUCUGGUCUGAUAGAUUUCACACGGUUACCGUCUCCAACCCCUGAAAACAAGGACUUGUUUUUUGUCACAAGGUCUGCGGGGGCCCAGCCCUCACCUGCCCGGAGCUCCAGCUACUCGGAGGCCAAUGAGCCUGACGUCCAGAUGUCCAACGGCGGCAAGAGCCUCUCCAUGGUGGACUUGCAGGACAGCCGGGUUCUGGAUGGUGUGGCCGCCCUCCCGGGGCCGGCUGACCCACUCGGCGAUGGGCCCCCCUCCAUCGGGCAGGCCCCGGGCCCCUGGGGCACACGGACUCAGCAGAACGCCGUGGCCGCCAUGGCCACCGUGCGCCGGGCAGGCCAGACCCCCACGACACCCGGCGCAGAGGGCACCCCCGGACGGCCCCAGCUCCUGGCGCCCCUCUCCUUCCAGAACCCUGUGUACCAGAUGGCAGCAGGUCUGCCCCUCUCGCCUCGUGGGUUGGCGGACUCGGGCUCCGAGUGCCACAGCUCGCUCAGCUCCCACAGCAACAGCGAGGACUUGGCAGGAGUGAGCAAGCACGGCUUUGGCAACCCCGCUGUGGUUGCCGCUGCAACUGAGGACUUCAACCGACGGGCAGGGGAACUGGCCCGCCGGCAACUCUCGCUUUCGGACAAGGGUGGGCAGCCCACCAUGCCCCGGCAGAACAGCGGGGGCCCCCAGAGGCGGAUAGACCAGCCGCCCCCGCCCCCACCACCCCCACCGGUGACUCGGGGCCGGACGCCGCCCUCGCUGCUGAGCACGAUGCAGUACCCACGCCCCUCCAGCGGCGGCAUGCUCUCCUCCUCGCCCGACUGGCCGGGCAGCGGGGCACGGCUGCGGCAGCAGUCUUCCUCCUCCAAGGGAGACAGCCCAGAGAUGAAGCAGCGAACGGUGCAUAAGCAGGCCCCUUCUCCUGUGAACCCCAAUGCCCUGGACCGCACAGCCGCUUGGCUUUUGAAUAUGAACGUGCAGUUUUUAGAAGAGGAGAGCAGUGACCCAGAACCCAAGCACAGGGAUAAGAUCCGGAAUAAAGAGGAGUUCGGCCAAGGGGAAAAGCAGUAUCAGCAGGACGUGGUGGUCCUGCAGGACAAGCUGCGCAUCUCGAACAAGAAGCUGGAGGAGUACGAAGCUCGCUUCAAGUGCCAGGAGGAGAAUACUCAGAAGCUGGUGCUGGAGUAUCAGGCGCGGCUGGAGGAGAGUGAGGAGCGUCUGCGGCGGCAGCAGGAAGACAAAGAGAUGCAGAUGAAGGGCAUCAUCAGCAGGCUGAUGUCAGUGGAGGAGGAGUUGAAAAAAGAUCACGCAGAAAUGCAGGCAGCUGUGGACUCCAAGCAGAAGAUCAUAGACGCACAGGAAAAGCGCAUUGCCUCCCUGGAUGCAGCCAAUGCACGGCUCAUGAGCGCCCUCACCCAGCUGAAAGAGAGGUACAGCUCGCAGACCCGUAACGGGAUCUCCCCUACCAACCCAACUAAAUUGCAGAUUACCGAGAACGGCGAAUUCCGAAACAGCAGCAAUUGUUAGCCCGGUGGGAGUUGGCGGCUGCUGCUGAGGGAGAUUGAGAGGAAAGGAGAGAGGAAGGAGAGGAGAGGAAGGAGGAGGAGGAGGAGGAGGAGAGAAAGAGAGGAGGAGAGCCCGGGCAGAGAGAGCAGCGGCGGCGGCGGCGGCAGGAAGGAAGGAAGGGUGAGCCACCACGUUGCAAGGGUGCUUGGUGCUUCCUACCCGCCCACCGGCCCUCCCUGAGCGGGGGAGGAAAGAGAGAACCCCACAGCCCUCUUUCGCCAAAGACGGGGAGCCCUGACGUCCCCCCAGCCUGACCCCGAGUUCGAGGGACGAGGAGACCAUCGGCCGUGCGGAGCAGAUCAUUGCAGGGGGAGAGUCACCGCCCUUUUCUACUUCCUGAAGGACACACCUCAGGAGCCCGCUAGAGGCCGAGGGACAAGCUAGCAGGACUUGUGCGAAAGGUUGCAGGACCAAACCGCCGCCCGCCACUGGCCCAGUUGCGUUGCUGGGGAGCCCUGCCCUGCCGCGCUGGGGUGUUCUCUCUAGCUGCGUCCCGCUGCUGGCCAUCGCCCGUUGCCGCCUCUGCUUUGGGAUUCGCCCUGGCCUCUCCUCACAGGUGUAGGUCAUUCCCCAGGAGGGCAGAGAGGAAGGAUGAAUGGAAACCCCACCUCCAGAUUAUGCUCCACCUGUAGGAAUGCCACACAGGCGUCGGAAGGUGUCCUUCAAGCCAUGCCUCCACACAAGGCGGGGGGGGGGACACACACAGCCAUCACAGUGAGCUUGAAAGGAGCUCCAGAAUGACCUCUGCAGUAGCCAGUGAUCAGACUGCUCAUAACUCAGUAGCAGGGCAUCCGCUUUGCAUGCAGAAGGUUCCAGGGCCAGUCACCCGGUGGCGUCUCCCAAAGGGCUAGGUGAUAGAUGACCCCAGAGGCCCAUUUCUGCAUGAGAGCCUGGAGAGUUGCUGCUUAAGGGGGAGAGCAUCUUUCUUGCAUGCAGAAGCCAGGAGAGAGCCUCCGCCAGUCAGAACAGGCAGUGUUGAGCAAGGUGGACCAAUGGUCUGAUUCAGUUUAUAGCAGCUUCCUCCAUUCCUAAGGCAACAUACCUAAUAUAUGUAUAAAGUAACUAGAGGGUGGCUGGGCCAUUCAUUUUGGGGGCCCCUCUGCCAUGCUGGAGACAAGGCUAUGCACCAAGCCAUAACCUGCCCACAAACACACAAUCUCACUCGCCAGCUUGGGUAUAUUGUCCCUCUCGGUGUCUAAGCUGCCUUGGGCUUGCCUACCGCUGGCAAAGUAAAUUAUCCUUGUAGAGAGGGCUAACUUUCUGAGAAACUGCACACUGCAGAAGUUUUCCUUAGCAUUGUGGUUUAUGCCAGUUUUUACUGCCCAGGCAGUUCCCAUGUCUGGCCCAAGUCUCUGCAUGGCUUCAGUCGGCUUGAGGCUUCAGUUGGGUUCCCUUGUGGUCCAGAAUCGCUGGACCAAAAACUGGGACACUAGAGCAAAAAGUCUGGGAGGCGGCAGAGAGUUGCCUGUCUUGCUCCAGAUUGUGCCAACUCAGUGAACACUUGUGGUGAUGGACUGUAGCUCACUGGCAGAGCAUGCAGGAGGUUCUGGGUUCAUUCACUGGCAGAUCGGCAGAUGGAUGGGGAAAGCUAGUUCUUAGCUUAGUGGACAGAGCAUCUCCUUUGUAUGUUAAGCACACCCCGGUUCAACCCCUGAAAACAUUUCUAAGGUAGGGCUGGGAAGGAAACCCUGGAGAGCUGCUGCCAAUCAGUGCAGACAGUACUGAACUAGACUGGCACAUGGCCUGACUCGGGCCAAGGCACUGUACAGCAUGUCAUGAGGUUGUUGAGAUGUGGCAGGGCCAGAAGACCAGGAAGCCUUUACCCCUGCCGCUAGUUGUCUAUAAACUAUAAGAGAAACAUGUCUAUGAAGGCUCCCGAGUCACACAAGUGUGCAGGGCCAAGUGCAAUGUAGAAUAUGUAGCGGCAGAUCCGUGCUGCCUGUUCCCCAGUCUCUUCAUUUGACAAAUGGGGAAAUCAAGGCAUUAAUAAUGUGCCAUUAAUGAUGCAAAAUGAUGCAGCAACAACAACACCCCUUGUUCCUCUUUGCAGAUCUGCCAACUUAGGUUAAGGUACCCAUUUGCAAGAAGCUCUCUCGGCUACACUUUAGCAUCAGGGGUCCUUCACCUGAACCAGGGUGGCGGUUGUACUUCAGAUGGCAGCAUUCCCACAUACCCCAAACUUGCACGCAUGCAUGCACACACACACACACACACACACACACAUUCUCUCUCUCUCUCUCUCUCUCUCUCUCUCUCUCUCUCUUUUCUGGCAUAGUUUAGCUUUCUGGAGGUUUGUUAGUGGAAAGGGUUGUGUUGCGUGAAGCCUUUGCUGCUGAUGGCAUCGCCGCUAAACAGCCUGACGAGGUGGACAAUGAAGGGGUGGGGAACCGGCCUCACAGAAGCAUGAAGAUCGGUAACUGUUAUCUCUUUUCUUCCACAGUCUGCGUUAGGAAUAAAAACAGUCCAAAAAAUAAACCCCAAGCAGUCCAGUUUCUGGAAUACUAUCCUGUUUUAAUGGGGAGUGGAGCAAGGACGGCAGCUUCUGAAAAAUGUCUCCCCCUGUCAGGAUCGCCAUCAGCCCAGGAUUAGUGGUUCCUAACUAACCCCUGCCCUCCAGGGAAGGGGUCACAGCAGCAGCAUGGCAGGGGGCGGGUGCUGUGCUUACUAACCUCCAACCAGCUUGUGGGUUGAUUUGUUGGUGCUUAGUCCUGAGGAUUCCUCACCGCCUUAUCAGCCCAUCCGUCACAGCGGUGGGUGGAUCAAAGCGUAGGGGAGCCGAGGAGCCCCUCUUAAAGAGAACGUGUUCCAUGCACACACAGUCUUGGAAGAACUGGGACUUCCUUAAAUUCCUCGUGGCUCCAACAUGGUUUUGUGCUGCCACGCACCAAGCCCAUAGGUCCAGCACAAACCUUGUACCCAGCCCUCAGAAACGUGGACUGUUACAAGAACGAACUUCUCCCCUCUCCCCGCCCCACAGGAGAUGGGGUUUCAAAUCUAAUUUGAAAACUUGCAGCCCUACUUUACUAUGCCCCGUGAGUCCAUAAGGGCCCGAACAGUCUGCGGCCUCAGACAAUCAGCUUGUUUUGAUGCACCCUGAUCUCUGCAAGCGGUGCGGAUGAACCACUAGCAUAAAACAAGCACCGCUGAAUGUGUGAACCUUAAGAAUUCCCUGCCUCCUUAUACUUGCCCCCCACCCCGCAAAAAAACAAAACCAAAAACAUGCCACCAAGUCACCUGUACGGAUGGGGAAAAGAUUUAAUAGAUCAGGGCACUGUCUGAGUUCAUGUCCCAGAAUGAGAUCUGUCCAAAUAACGAGUCCUGUGGAAAGUAUUGCAAGGUUCUCAGUAUAAGAUUUUAAAUGCAGGAUGCGCCACCCCGGCAGGAACCCCUCUUUGCAAGAGACUUUUUGUGGGGGCAGGGGGUGGGGGCUGUAAACAUUUUGAAUGUGCACCUUUUAAAACGCCAGGGAGGAGUUCUAGUGGGGAGUGGUCCCUAUAGGCACUUUUGGAGCAGCUACUUCCCCCCGCCCCUGGCCCACCACUGUUGGUUUAGGUUUGCAGGGUGGGGGUCUUUCGCGGAGGAGAGGCCCUGUUGCCUGGGCACCUCUAGUACCCAAAUCUUCCAGUUCUGCGCUUGCACACAGAGGUCGAUACGUCCAUUGGUGUAUGCCCAUGGUAGCUUAACAGAUGACCUCUCCUGCGCUCUUCCUGGCACUCCCCUUUGACACAGCUCUCGUGCUCAAUGGAGAUGUUACUUGCUCCUUCUCCGAAGUCAUUUUAACAGGUUUGGAUUUCCUGCAGAAGAGGAAGCUGGUCCUUGGGGGGGGGGUUGGUUCUUCCCAGCAGUUUGCAGUCAUCCCCCCCCCCCAGGCUCAAGAAGAAAGGCCCAGAGCGCCUUAGCAAACAGAUCUCAAACUCCGUGCAACCUCUCUCUUGGGGCUUUCCACUGGCGGCUCCUGUUGUCCUUCCUAAAGCUGUGCAAAAGGCACAAGGGGCAGCAGCUUGCCACCAGCCAAACACUCUUCCGCCGCUCCCCCUGCCCUGCUCGGUUUAAUUUCUGCCCCCCAACGGUGUGCGUCCACCGUGCAGAAAAGAAACUUGGCCCUGCUGGAGCCUUUCUUCCUCGUUCUCGAGCUUUCUGCUGUAAGAACUAGUUAUAUAAUGCAAACAAUCUGUAAGUCUUUUUUAUUAUUAUUAUUAUUAUUAUUAUUAUUAUUAUUAUUGAUGAUGAUGAUGAUAAUACACAGAUCUUUAUGACUAGAAAUCGUACAGGUUCUCUUUUGUAAGCCAACGAAGAUGUUCUCGAGUGUGUGAUUGUAAAAUGUGCCAUUUUUGCCUAACGACUGUACAAAGCAAUUUUCAGUUCCAAUUGGUGUGGCUGCUUUGGCCAAGAUCUGCAGUCUGCUGUUACUGGCUAUGUACACAGUGGUGUGGAAAUGGGGCUCACACAUCUACCAAGUUCAGAUUGCCAUUGUAGUUCUUAAUGGGCGGUAGAACCCAGCUCCUAGUUUUGCCAUCAGUGGUUGGCUUUGGAAUCCACUGGAUCUUGGGAGUGUGGGGUGGGGAAAUGAGAUUCCUUGUUCCAAUCCAGCCUCCAAUUCCAGAUUGCAAGAAAUCAAGGGGGUUUCCAAACAGGGCCUAAUCUGCAGAUGAAUCAUUGAGGUAUGGCACCAUUUAUUUAUUUUUUAUUUAAUUCAUUAUUUAAUUAUUUAUUGGCCUGCCAAAUCCUCCGAAAGGGGAAAUCUGGAUUAAAUGGGGGGGGGGGAAUGCAGGAUCUUGUUUCAAUGCAGUUUAUGUCCUCUAUGAGUAGUGCCAAAAAGAGGGGGGUGUCACCCUUUUCCUGCACUUGUCCCAUAAUAAACACCCAUCUGGGCUAAGCAAGCUCAGUGGAGACAUGGAUGGCUUGGAAGAGGCAAGGGACAAACAGGAGCCACACACAAGUUGCCCUCAUCUUUGCUUUUGCCCUGGGGAUUGUGGCAGGUGGUUUGAUAAGGGAGAGCAAGCAAACCCAGAGGCCACAUGCAAAAAAAAAAACUCCCACCAUGAAAAAAAUAUAUCCUAGAUCUUCGCGUAUUUCGAUCAGGAGCCACUCCUGGCGUAAAUCAGGUGUGUGGUGCAAUGGAUCUUUCAGUGUGGAUUCUCAUAAUCUGCUUUUACCCACACACAAGCCCUGCUUCAAAGCCUUGACUUGCAGGUGGAUCAGGUCGUCUCUGUAGCUCCAAUGGAAUUUGGUGGAGAUGCCAGAUAUUCCGCAAUGUGCACGCACACACACACACCAUAAAUUGGGUACUACAGUUAACAGGCAGGAGGUUGCAUUUGUGUAAAAACAACAACCAAAAACCAAACCAAUCAAAAAAUCAUGACAGUAGAAAGAGUCUGAUCUGGUUGAGUUCCACUAUGUACAACCCAGCUCACAAGCACAUUGCCUGAUUUGUUUCAAGGGGAAGGACAGCUGCACACUGGAAAAGGGAACUGGACAGAGAUGUAUCUCACCUGCUCUGGAACAAGUGGAAAGCCCACAGGCACCAGGAGCAUGUCUGUUUCUGGUUGAUUUCCAUGGGGGCAGCAGAAAAUAGUGCCCAUCCGCCACUUUAUCCAACUUCACAGGCAGCCUCAACUACUCUCUACUUGCUCCACCAAACUGCAAAAUCCAGCUGGAGAAAGCAGCUAUUCCAGCAGACAGAACUGUUGUGUGUUCGUCAUUGAAACAUGGUUAGUCUGCCCCUGCUGUCCUGUUGCAAAAAAACCCCAAGCUAUUCCACAGGCAAGAACUACCCAUGGCCAGAGUGCAGGAGGAAACAGCAGAAUGGUUUGGGUUUAAGAUUCCCCAGCAAGCCAGUCCUUAACCUGCACAGUUUAGUCCAGUUUAGGCCGAGUUCAGAAAAGUGGUGAGGUCUCUUGUCACAUGAGCUUCUUGGAAGGACUCUGCCCCCACAUGCUUCCAGUUGAAUAGUCCCUGGGCAGGCAUCCCAGAACUGAAAGCCUUUUAAGUUGGAGUCAAAAUGGGAAGGUGUUCUUGAUUAGCUAAAACAGGAAAGGAACCAAAAGGGCAAGCCUUUAAAUUAUUGCACAUACAUGUUCGGAACCCAAUGCAAGGAAGAUGGACUGAGCAGUCUUACACAGCAACUCCAGAACAAACCCUUCCAGGUCUGUGUGAGCUGUAAACAUUCUGUGUUUUGACACCCAAUAUUCACAAGUCUCCGUGUCCACCUGUUUAGGUUGGUUCCCCCUGCAACCGCUGCCCUUUCAUUUCUGCAUCACUGUGUCUGAAAAUAUACCCCUCUCUCAAUUUAUCUCUGUAUAUCUGCUUAGGUUAAUCCUAGUUCCUAUCAAAAAGCAGUUAAAAUGAUGUUUUAUACCCUCUUACAAAGGAAACAAAGCAAAUAAUAAUAAACUUUUUGUAAGUAUGUUUUUUUUAAAAAAAAAAAAGUAUUGAUGCUGAUAAUAUGAAACGUAAGGAGCCAGGCUGGCCAAAUCUCUUUCAUGCUCUUUUAAAAAGAACCACCACCGUGUAAUAAUGUACAGAGAACGUAGUUGGUGUCGAGGGGGGGGGAUAAUGAAUUGAUUUGAGUGUGCAAUUUAUGUACAUUUGCAAUUAGAAAAUAUUAAAGAUUUAUUUAGCUAUUUUAUCCAA
Molecule: messenger RNA, 10019 nt
Organism: Podarcis muralis (Common wall lizard)
Lineage: Eukaryota; Metazoa; Chordata; Lepidosauria; Squamata; Lacertidae
Gene: DAB2IP
Product: DAB2 interacting protein
Biological process (GO): regulation of GTPase activity
Source: RefSeq, a predicted model, not a curated record